AUGGCAAAUUGUCCUUAUUCUGGAUUAGUCCACUGUGAAUCUCAAGCAGCAGCAGUGACUCAGUUUCCCUCAGGAAUGGAGAGAAGGUGGUCCAAGAGAAGUGAAGAUGGUUACAUCAGUUUGGCUGGUAGUGUAUUAGCUUUUCAUCACUGUGACAAAUACGUGGGAGAGAAAAGUUUAAAGGAGGAAGAGGUUAUUUUGGCUUACAGUGUCAGGGGUUUCAGUACAUCAAUGCUUGACCCCAUAGGCUUAGACAGAACAUCAUGGCAGCAGGAAUUUGUGGUGGUGCAAAAUGAGAGUCCCUACACUAAAUCCGCCAGCCAGACAAAGCCGCCUGAUGGAACAUUGGCUGUGAGGAGACAGAGCAUCCCAGAGGAAUUCAAAGGCUCCACUGUGGUGGAACUGAUGAAGAAGGAAGGCACAACCCUUGGUCUGACAGUAUCAGGAGGAAUUGAUAAGGAUGGCAAGCCAAGAGUAUCCAACCUGCGCCAAGGAGGAAUUGCUGCUAGAAGUGACCAGCUGGAUGUGGGUGACUACAUCAAAGCGGUCAAUGGGAUCAACCUAGCCAAAUUCCGCCAUGAUGAGAUCAUCAGCUUGCUGAAGAAUGUUGGGGAAAGAGUGGUUCUUGAAGUCGAGUAUGAACUUCCCCCAGUCUCUGUACAAGGAUCAAGUGUUAUUUUCCGAACAGUGGAGGUCACAUUACAUAAAGAAGGCAAUACCUUUGGCUUUGUAAUACGAGGAGGUGCACACGAUGACAGGAAUAAGUCUCGUCCAGUUGUGGUAACGUGUGUCCGUCCUGGAGGGCCCGCUGACAGAGAGGGCACAAUCAAACCUGGUGAUCGGCUGCUCAGUGUGGAUGGGAUUCGUCUUCUUGGAACCACGCAUGCUGAAGCCAUGAGUAUUCUGAAACAAUGUGGACAAGAAGCAACGCUGCUGAUAGAAUAUGACGUCUCCGUGAUGGAUUCUGUGGCAACAGCCUCGGGGCCUCUACUAGUUGAAGUUGCCAAAACUCCUGGUGCCAGCCUUGGAGUUGCCCUAACUACCUCGAUGUGCUGUAACAAACAGGUCAUUGUCAUAGACAAAAUCAAAUCUGCAAGUAUUGCAGACAGGUGUGGUGCACUGCACGUGGGGGAUCACAUUCUCUCCAUCGAUGGCACCAGCAUGGAGUAUUGUACACUUGCUGAAGCAACCCAGUUCCUGGCCAAUGCCACUGACCAGGUCAAGCUGGAGAUUCUUCCACAUCAUCAGACCCGCCUGGCCCUGAAGGGUCCUGACCAUGUGAAAAUUCAGAGGAGCGACAGACAACUUCCCUGGGAUUCCUGGGCCAGCAACCAGUGCCACUAUAACACGUACCACCCUGACCAUGGCAGAGCGCCAGCCCUGACACUCCCGAAAGCGCCUCCUCCAAACAGCCCUCCAGCUAUGGUGUCUUCAUCCUUCUCUCCUACCUCCAUGAGCGCAUACAGCCUGAGUUCCCUGAACAUGGGGACUUUACCUCGAAGCCUCUACUCCACUAGCCCACGUGGAACCAUGAUGAGGAGGAGACUGAAAAAGAAAGACUUCAAAAGCUCACUGUCUUUAGCCUCUAGCACAGUGGGACUGGCUGGACAGGUUGUUCACACAGAAACCACUGAGGUUGUGCUGACAGCAGAUCCUGUCACGGGAUUUGGAAUCCAACUGCAGGGCAGCGUGUUUGCCACGGAGACACUCUCUUCCCCACCUCUGAUUUCCUACAUUGAAGCUGACAGCCCAGCAGAGAGAUGUGGGGUGCUACAGAUUGGAGACAGAGUGAUGGCCAUUAAUGGAAUUCCAACUGAAGACAGCACCUUCGAGGAGGCCAAUCAGCUCCUCCGAGAUUCUUCCAUCACGAGCAAGGUCACAUUGGAGAUCGAGUUUGAUGUUGCAGAAUCUGUCAUCCCAAGUAGUGGAACAUUUCACGUAAAGCUCCCUAAGAAACACAAUGUGGAACUCGGAAUAACCAUAAGUUCACCAUCCAGCAGAAAACCAGGAGACCCCCUUGUCAUUUCAGAUAUCAAGAAAGGGAGUGUGGCACACAGAACUGGAACCCUGGAACUUGGGGACAAGUUACUUGCAAUAGAUAACAUCCGGCUAGACAACUGUUCCAUGGAAGAUGCAGUCCAGAUUCUCCAGCAGUGCGAAGACCUGGUGAAACUCAAAAUCCGUAAAGAUGAAGAUAAUUCAGAUGAGCAAGAAAGUUCAGGAGCAAUUAUUUAUACCGUGGAGCUGAAGCGCUACGGGGGACCCCUUGGCAUCACAAUUUCAGGAACUGAAGAGCCAUUUGAUCCUAUAAUCAUUUCAAGUCUCACUAAAGGGGGAUUAGCUGAAAGAACUGGCGCCAUCCACAUAGGAGACCGAAUCCUAGCCAUCAACAGCAGCAGCUUGAAAGGGAAGCCUCUGAGUGAAGCCAUCCAUUUGUUACAGAUGGCAGGAGAGACUGUCACCUUGAAAAUUAAGAAACAGACAGAUGCACAAUCAGCAUCAAGUCCUAAGAAGUUCCCGAUCCCCAGCCACCUGAGUGACCUGGGAGAUGUGGAGGAGGACUCCUCACCAACACAGAAGCCAGGCAAGCUAGCCGACAUGUACCCCUCCACAGUGCCCAGCGUGGACAGUGCUGUGGACUCAUGGGAUGGGUCUGCAGUAGAUGCCAGCUAUGGAAAUCAAGGCACCAGUUUUCAGGCCUCGGGAUACAAUUUCAACACCUAUGACUGGAGGAGUUCAAAACAGAGAGGGAGCUUGUCCCCAGUGCCCAAGCCUCGAAGCCAGACUUACCCAGAUGUGGGGCUGAGUAAUGAAGACUGGGAGCGGUCCACAGCCAGUGGUUUUGCAGGGGCAUCCGACAGCGCAGAAGCAGAGCAAGAGGAGAACUUCUGGUCUCAAGCGCUGGAGGAUUUGGAAACCUGUGGGCAAUCGGGAAUUCUGAGAGAACUUGAGGAGAAAGCUGACAGGCGUGUGUCAUUGAGAAACAUGACUCUCUUGGCAACAAUCAUGUCGGGGAGCACUAUGAGUUUGAAUCAUGAGGCUCCAACACUCCGCAGUCAGCUGGGACGACAGGCCAGCUUCCAGGAACGAAGCAGCUCUCGGCCACACUAUAGCCAAACAACUCGGAGCAACAUGCCCUCAGAUGUGGGCAGGAAGUCUGUAACCCUGAGAAAAAUGAAACAAGAAAUAAAGGAGAUCAUGUCCCCAACUCCUGUGGAGCUGCACAAGGUGACCUUGUACAAGGACUCUGGCAUGGAGGACUUUGGGUUCAGUGUCGCAGAUGGCUUGCUGGAGAAAGGCGUGUAUGUCAAAAAUAUUCGCCCUGCUGGGCCAGGCGACCUUGGUGGCUUAAAGCCCUAUGACAGGCUCUUACAGGUUAAUCAUGUCCGAACAAGAGACUUUGACUGCUGCCUUGUCGUGCCCCUCAUAGCGGAAUCUGGUAAUAAGCUGGACCUGGUUAUUAGUAGAAACCCACUAGCUUCCCAGAAGUCUAUAGAGCAACAGACUCUACCCGGAGGAGACUGGAGUGAACAGAACAGUGCUUUCUUCCAGCAGCCUAGCCACGGUGGUAAUCUAGAGACACGAGAACCCACUAACACGUUAUAG
This is a messenger RNA of Castor canadensis (American beaver), 3606 nucleotides long. The record is from RefSeq and is a predicted model, not a curated record. NCBI's taxonomy places the organism in Eukaryota, Metazoa, Chordata, Mammalia, Rodentia, Castoridae.